This is a messenger RNA of Oppia nitens, 1432 nucleotides long. Its product is annotated as serine/arginine-rich splicing factor 3-like. Gene Ontology annotation, biological process: mRNA splicing, via spliceosome. Gene Ontology annotation, molecular function: RNA binding. The record is from RefSeq and is a predicted model, not a curated record. Gene Ontology annotation, cellular component: nuclear speck. NCBI's taxonomy places the organism in Eukaryota, Metazoa, Arthropoda, Arachnida, Sarcoptiformes, Oppiidae. The coding region runs from base 460 to 1032 and encodes 190 amino acids. The transcript has 3 exons.
AGGCGACUGUCCUUCCAAUACAUACACACAUUGUGUAUAUUGCUUUUCUAUGUUAUAAUGUGUUUAUUGUGCGCUUAAUAUUGUUGUAUUAUAUUAUACGCGUAUAUAUUCAUUGUUUUAUUUCAAUUUACAGUUUGUUAAAAAUAAUUUACAAUAAAAAAUAAUACAUUAAAUUAUUUAAUACAUUAAAAAAAUAUAACACAAACAACAAUAAUAAUAAUAAAUAACAACAACUUUGACAACACAGUGAUCGACGACAUCAACACCACUACUACUACUACUAUCAUCACAACAACGACAACAAUAUCAUCAAUACAUUUGUGUAGUGUUUAAGACAACGUGUGUGUGGUGUCUGUGUUAAGUGAUUAUCAUAUAUCACAGUAAGUUUGGGUGUGUUUUUUUGAUAGAUAAGCGCGACUAUCAUUAGCAACAAUUCCUUCUCCAACCUCAUCAAGUAGUAUGACCUACAGGGGUCGGGAUGCGUGUCCACUGGACUGUAAGGUCUAUGUGGGAGAGUUGGGCAACAAUGGCACCCGACAUGAACUGGAAGACGCUUUCGGCUAUUAUGGACCACUUAAAGAGGUAUGGGUGGCCCGAAACCCGCCCGGGUUUGCGUUUAUCAUGUUUCAGGACCCGCGUGACGCCCGCGACGCUGUCCGUGGCUUAGAUGGAAAAAUACUUUGCGGACGUCGUAUUCGCGUAGAGUUGUCGACCGGCAAAUCGAGACACGACGGCAAGUCAGGCGGUGGUGGUGGUGGCGGCGGACCACGGCAAUAUGGUGGUCAAUCGGGCGGUGGCUCUUCGCGAGGACCACCCGAUUACGGUCGCGGCGGAUAUGGCCGCGAGUCGCCAUCCUAUUCGCGCGGCAGUUCUCGACGCACCGAACCCUACUAUCGCGGCUCACCGAGUCCGCCACCACGCGGUAGCGGCAGUUAUCCUCCGAGACGACGACCGCGCACACCGCCCAGUCGUUCGCGAUCGCGAUCACCGAUUCCUCGAUCGCCACGCAAUGACCAACGCUAUGGAAUAUAAAAACGGACUGACUUUCACUGACUCGACUCUACUAACUGUCCCAAUACAGUACCGUACCUGUGGUUGUGUUGUCUUCAUUAAAUGGAUAGAUGAAUAUAUAUAUAUAUAUACCGUACAUACAUACUGUUCCCCUCCUUCUACUCCUCGACUACCAACCAGCAGGCGGUCAACUAUCACCAAACAACACAACACGACUAUACAACUAACUCUUCUAUCAACUUUCGACUACUUUUUUAAAUAGACAACAAUAACAAGUCAAAUAUUGUUUUAUACAUACACCUCCCCCUCCCCAACACACCCACCCAAUCACUCUUCUAUAUGAAUGUGUUUUUUAAGAUUCAAAAUUUAAAUUAAUAUUUAAUUAUACUAUAGAUAGAUAGCUAUAUAAAAAUAUUUACCC